AUGUUGCUUUCGGGGUCCAUAUACACUGAUGUGUGGAGGAACUACAAUCACGGUGAUGGGUCGACGCUGAUUCUGAUAGUCACUCCCGAAGUUGGCGCCUUCCUCACGGCUUUGAUCGCCCUGUUUGUGAGCCUCUCUCUUGGCCACCUGUGGUCCAUACUCGCCUUCAUCAUGCAUCAGGCUUGUUCGAGGCCGGUACCGCGCUCCGGCCUGUACCACCAGCAGCGGCAGGUCCUACUCCGGAACGCGACGACGGCAGGGUCGGUGGCGUGGAUGUCGAUCAAGCUGGCGUGGGUGUGGCGGGGCAAGUCCCCCGGGGUCUUGGGCGGGUCCGCGGCCAUGGUGUCGGUGGCCCUCGGCUUCGUGGCCCUCCUCGCGGCCUCGUCUCUGCUCUCGUCGCAGAUCCAGCUCGUCGGCGGCGACGUGCUCUUCUCCGGGCGGGAGUGCGGCUGGUGCAACUCCUCGGCCGUCCUGCAGGCCUCGGCCGCGCACGCGGAUUUCCAAAGUUGGCUUUUUGAUCGCGCCGAACAGUUCAGCAAUAACGAGUGUUACAACCCCGAGGCCGUGGAUGGGCUGGAGCCGAGCGCCUGCGCCGAUUUCCCCACCCCGAGGAUACCCGUCCGCACCUCGUUUGUUCCCUGUCCGUUCAGUCGGACCAUUUGCGCCCAGCAGGAGGCGAUGCAGCUGGACACUGAGCUCAUCGACUCGGACAGACACCUGAGAAUAAACAGUCCGCCCCAGGAUAGGGCGUUUUUCCGCAAGAACGCAAUGCCGCCUGGCGGUCCGGAUCCGCUCGUGAAGUCUCCGCCUUUCGAAAGCUUCUACAAAGCCUUCUUUCUCGGGAGUGCCGGCUAUAGCUACACAUGGGUGGCAGGAAACCGGACGCAAUAUAUUCCUCUAGACCUCAGCUCGGUGGACAUCCCCUACUAUCUACAGUACAAGAACCCAGUGCAGGACCCCUGGUUCCGCGCCACCAAGUCGAUGGAUCAGACCGGCGCAGGCCGCCCAGAGGAGAAAUGCUACACGUCCGGCCAGAACCUAGACAUAUCCGACCAGAGAUACUACGAGAGAUUCUACUACAUGUCGGACCAGACAUCGGCCACCAUUGCCUGCACCGAGCAGUACCAGGUCUGCAACACGACAGCCUGCUCCCGCCUCCGCGGCCUCUCCACCUCCCCGUUCGACUACCCGAGCUGGGGCGUGGAGCUGAACGACCGGCAGGUCGCUGCCCUGGCCCUCCUGCACGACGUCGGGUACGGCAGCCUGGGCGACCUCGUCACCAAGAAGCCGCGGCUGCUGCGCGCGUACCGCCACCUCUCGCAGGGCGACACGUACUCGCGCAUGGGCGUGCCCAGCUACCCGUCCAAUGGCCUCCCGCCCGCCCACUGGCGGCUCGAGGUGUCCAACAUGCUCCACAGCCCCUCGCCCGCCCUACAGCUGCUGGCCGCCGCGCUCGCCGCCCCGCCCAACAUCCCCAUGUCCUGGCGCGACGGCGGCAGGAACCGCACGGGGAGCCUGCGCGACUAA
Molecule: messenger RNA, 1527 nt
Organism: Gaeumannomyces tritici R3-111a-1
Lineage: Eukaryota; Fungi; Ascomycota; Sordariomycetes; Magnaporthales; Magnaporthaceae
Exons: 4
Coding region: 1-1527 (508 amino acids)
Source: RefSeq, a predicted model, not a curated record